Aspergillus glaucus CBS 516.65 is the source of this 822-nucleotide messenger RNA. Its product is annotated as ubiquitin-conjugating enzyme E2. The record is from RefSeq and is a predicted model, not a curated record. Gene Ontology annotation, biological process: protein polyubiquitination; proteasome-mediated ubiquitin-dependent protein catabolic process. The transcript has 3 exons. Gene Ontology annotation, cellular component: nucleus. NCBI's taxonomy places the organism in Eukaryota, Fungi, Ascomycota, Eurotiomycetes, Eurotiales, Aspergillaceae. Bases 333 to 767 code for a protein of 144 amino acids. Gene Ontology annotation, molecular function: ubiquitin conjugating enzyme activity.
GGUCUCGAACGUCAUACACGACCGGUGCGACAUAACGGUACAUGGACCUUGUACAGACCAACAACAGCAUCGAUUGGAGAUUUUUUUCACGCUCGGAAUAACGAAGGACGGACGGUAUAGUGGUCAAUAUGUUCGCUGGGAAGCGUUUGAGCAAGGAGCUUGCUAAGGUAUUUCUCCCUCCUUCCUGACCCUGAUCCCUGAUCCUUCGAUAUACCCAUCCCAUUCAUUCGUCCAUCAGCCCCCAAUUUACACGACUUACGACAGCACAACCCCCGCAAUCCCAUACAUACCACCAUCGUCCAGACCAGAACUCCAGCUAACACCAGAAACAGAUGCAAGGCCACCUCCCCCCUGGAAUCUCCUUUGCCAAAUCCGACAACCUAGAAGAAUGGCAAAUGGACAUCCGCGUCCUCGACGACAACCCGCUAUACCAGAACCAGAUCUACCGUCUUAAAUUUACCUUUAGCCAGAAAUAUCCCAUCGAACCCCCCGAAGUCCAAUUCAUCCUCCUCCCCCCAACCUCCGAAACCCCCCGCCCAAUCCCCAUCCACCCACACAUCUACAGCAACGGGAUAAUCUGCCUGGACCUGCUGAGCACGGCGGGGUGGUCGCCCGUGCAGACGGUGGAGAGCGUGUGCAUGAGUAUCCAGAGCAUGUUGACGGCGAAUACGCGGGAUGAGCGGCCGCCGGGGGAUAGUGAUUUUGUGUCGUAUAAUAAGCGCCGGCCGAGGGAUAUUAAUUUUCAGUAUGAUGAUGAUAAUGUUUGAUCGUGGUAUAUAUUUAUAGGGAUUGGGGGAAGAGGAGGUUGAUUUGCAUGCGCUG